UAUAGCUUCUCUGUCAAAGCUUGUCUCACUGGAUGAGAUUAACAAUGUAGCAGAUUCCCUUGGAAGGCAAACAGGAUGAAGUCCCCAAGACUGCUAGAGACUGACAGUAAGUCUCUGUACUCUGUGAAUGGGGUCCUGCGAAGUCCCACCUCACCCAAAACCCUCCCUUUUGAGGAUGGCUUAUGGGGUAAUGUCAUUAAAGAAUGGGACGACUGGCGAAAGAGAAAAGUGGGACAGAUCAAGGUGCUGAUUAGGAGGGGUGUCCCUGAUCACCUGCUGGCCGCUGUGUGGCAGCUGUUGUGUGAGGCUCAGAAUGUUGAUGUGCGGCAGAAGUACUCAGAUCUACUGAAGAGCUCUUCUCCCUCUGAGAAGCUGAUACUCAGAGACCUGACACGUAUCCUCCCUCAACACCAGCUCUUUCACAACAAGGUCGCUACAUGCCAGAAACCACUGUUUAAUGUGCUGAAGGCUUACUCAAUCUUGAUUGGCUACUGUCAGGGAAGUGUGUUUAUUGUAGGUCUAUUGCUCACACAGAUGGCUGAAGAGGAGGCCUUCUACAUUUUUGUGAGGCUAAUGAAGGACUUCAGAAUGAGGGAUCUGUAUAGAUCUAAUAUGGUUGAACUCAGCUGCUGCAUUAACCAGUUUGACGCUAUGAUUAAGGUUGACAGCAACGACCAGCUGGCAGCCGCACAGAUGUCAUCAAUAGAGAUCCCACUGGACAACGCCCAGGAGGAGGCCAUCCCUCGAGUGGAGUGGGCCCUCACCCCAAUAGGGCAUUUCAAGCCCUCUGUGGCAUAA
Molecule: messenger RNA, 798 nt
Organism: Sinocyclocheilus anshuiensis
Lineage: Eukaryota; Metazoa; Chordata; Actinopteri; Cypriniformes; Cyprinidae
Product: ecotropic viral integration site 5 protein homolog
Exons: 6
Coding region: 76-798 (240 amino acids)
Biological process (GO): regulation of GTPase activity
Molecular function (GO): GTPase activator activity; small GTPase binding
Source: RefSeq, a predicted model, not a curated record